Molecule: messenger RNA, 2645 nt
Organism: Punica granatum (pomegranate)
Lineage: Eukaryota; Viridiplantae; Streptophyta; Magnoliopsida; Myrtales; Lythraceae
Source: RefSeq, a predicted model, not a curated record
UCAACCAUGAAAAAGCAUUUCUAUCUUCCUUCUUUUACUUCCAAGAACAAGAAUAGCAGCAGCGCCCCCGCCCCCCAAUGGUUGAAUUUUAUAUGCAAUUCAGGUGUCCAAAAUUCACUGAGAAUAUCUCUAGGCCAAGGCCAAAUUGAUGUUCGAACUAGAUUAGAGAGCAUCUCAUCUCAUGGCUUUAUUGAAGAAAAAAAUUGUCAAAGAAGCAAGGGAAAAAAAACAGAGAAAAAAAAAGAAAAAAGAAAAAAGAAGAAGGAUAGAACAGAGGAUGCCAUGCCAAUUGCCAAGCCACUCCCCUCACUAUAAAUAUAUCCCGCCCAGCUCCGUCUGACUCCGCACAAAACAAUUCCCUACACGACAGUGCACUUGUCGACAAAUCACGUGAAAGCCCAACAAGUACCAAGGAUCUGCAGGAAGAGUUAAUACAGUUAUUCGGGCAGCCAUGAACAUAGCUGUCUUGCCCCUUCUUGUGGUGGCAGCGGCACUUUCGGUGUCACUAACAGGAGGAGGGGCUGAGGCCAGAAAAGUGACGAAGUUGGAGUCUACAUCUGCAUCUACUGAUGUGGUAUAUAAUGCCAUCAGCUGCAGGGCUCACAGUGCUUCCGUGACCGACUUCGGAGCGGUUGGUGAUGGCCAGACCUCCAACACCAAGGCCUUCCAGGAUGCAGUCAAGCAGCUGAGCCGCUUUGCCUCGGACGGCGGGGUUCAGCUUUACGUCCCCGCUGGGAAAUGGUUGACCGGAAGCUUCAGCUUGACCAGCCACUUCACUCUCUAUCUCCACAGGGAUGCUGUUCUUCUUGCUUCCCAGGACAUGAACGAAUGGCCAGUGCUUAAACCACUGCCAUCUUAUGGAAGAGGAAGGGAUGCGGCUGCUGGAAGGUACCAGAGCCUCAUAUUUGGGACGAACCUCGCUGAUGUUGUUGUCACAGGGAACAAUGGUACGAUAGACGGCCAGGGAGCAUUCUGGUGGCAGAAAUUCCACGGUGGCAAGCUGAAGUAUACCCGGCCAUACCUCGUGGAGUUCAUGUACUCUGAUACCAUCCAAAUCUCAAACUUGACUCUCCUCAACUCUCCUUCUUGGAAUGUUCAUCCCGUUUACAGCAGCAAUGUGCUUGUGCAAGGCAUCACGAUCCUCGCCCCUGUCAAAUCUCCGAACACCGACGGGAUCAACCCAGACUCCUGCACAAAUGUCAAAAUCGAAGACUGUUACAUAGUUUCGGGAGACGACUGUGUGGCGGUCAAGAGUGGAUGGGAUGAGUAUGGGAUCUCAUACGGGAUGCCGACUCAACAGCUCAUAAUCCGACGCCUCACCUGCAUUUCUCCCUACAGUGCCACCAUCGCCCUGGGGAGCGAGAUGUCAGGAGGGAUCCGAGACGUUCGUGCCGAGGACAUAACUGCUAUAAACACCGAGUCAGGAAUCAGAAUCAAGACCGCUGUUGGGAGAGGAGCCUAUGUGAAGGACAUUUACGUGAAAAGAAUGGUCAUGCACACGAUGAAAUGGGCGUUUAAGAUGGAUGGGGAUUAUAAAUCCCAUCCCGAUAGUCACUACGAUCCAAAUGCAUUGCCGGUAAUUCAGAACAUCAAUUACAGAGACAUGGUGGCCGAGAACGUGUCGGUAGCAGCGAGAUUUAAUGGGAUUUCUGGUGACCCGUUUAGUGGAAUCUGCAUAGCGAACGUGACGCUGGGGAUGGCAGCAAAGUCGAAGAAGUACCCUUGGACAUGCACAGACGUUCAGGGGAUGACGAGCGGGGUGAGCCCUCGGCCGUGCGAAGCACUGCCUGACCAGGGGCCUGAGAAGAUCAAUGCGUGUGAUUUCCCUGAGGAGAGCCUGCCAAUCGAUGAGCUGGAGGUGAAGCAGUGUACUUAUAGAAUGGAUUAAAUUAAGAUUAUGAUGAUGAGGUCUUCUGUAUGUACCAUGAAAUGCAUAUAUAUAUAUAUAUAUCCAGUUUUUAUGAGGAAGAUGGACUUGGGGAAAAGCUGAUCCCUCAUCAAUGGAUUUCUACUAGGUCUAAAGGCUAAGUGGGUGGGUGUGUCAGUCAGCAAUUGCCCACCAUACCUCCCAUCACACAAACAAAGCAUUGACGAUUGAGGCCCAAAUUCUUCGGAUCACACGCCCUUUCCUGAACCAACACUAUCCUAUGGAACGGAAAGGAAACUCUCCCUAAAAUCUAUCUAUGCAAGUAAACCAAGGGUUGGAAAUGACACCUGUUGACAACUCAAUAUUUUGCACAAUGGGCUGGGUCAAGAGAUCCAAUAUUUAGGGCCCGAGCCUAAGAACGAGGAGCCCAAAAUCCAAAGCAAAAGCUCGGAACGUGGAGAAAAUCAUUGGGCCGGCAAGGAGGAAUCAGAAACUAAGAUCGCGCAUUGACUGGGAUAGGAUAGAGGCGGGCGAAGAUCAGGCGAGAACAAAUGGGGCUUGAUCAAUGGCCAAUGAAGAAGGGAGGAAGGAAGGAAGGAAGGUCACUUUGAUUAUGGCUGAUACCAGCUCCAUGAUCGUAGCCAGAAUUACAUCUUAGGCUUUAAAAUGAUAAUGAAUUGUAUUUUUAUUGCGUUUCGUUUAUUUUAAGAAAGUGGCUCAAGUAUCUGGCUCUUUUCUCUGAUAGGCAAAUCUAUAUAUUAUUGUACGUUUGUAAAAA